UAGUUCUUAUUCGUGUGCCAAAACAACUAACGCUACAUGUAAAAAAAAAAUCGCAAUAAACUUUGAUGCUUGCGUGCGUGCAGUGCAGUGCUAAAGAUUUUGCGAUAGAUACCUACAAUUUACCAAUCAAAAUCAUUUUUAGAUCAUUAAACAAUUAAGAUUAACUAUAAUAUAUAUGCACAUAUUCCUUGGAUAUCAGAAGAACCGUGCAGAAUCUAUCUGUGAAGCGUAAUAUUAAUUAUAAGAAAUGACCAUUGCAGUGUUUACAACAACUGUGUUCGAUUUUCUUUUGAUGCCUUGCAUUAAAACAUGGCUUUUUACGAUGCCGGCGCUGAUGUAAAUGCAAAUAACGUUUCUGGUUCACCUGAAGAACAAAAUCUUGUCGACGAUCUCACUAUAGUUCCAUUGGAAAAGGAUGGUUUUGCAUUAUGUGAAUUUUGUGGACGUGUUGGUCGUCGCAGUGGUUUCUACAGAAAAAACAAUAAUUUCUGUUCACCACAAUGCCAGACGAGUAGUGUGAGGAAGAAGCACCGUUACACGUGGAAGUUCAAACUCAUGGAGAGCACAGAGCAUAUGGCAGGCAUGAUUCCGUUGGAACCACUGCCACAGCUGCAACAGUGGCAAGCCACACUUCAUGAUUUACAGGCUGGCCCAAUCAAGCAAUCUGCAGCUGUGGUUGCCAACAGUUACGAAUGGAAAGAUGAGCUGUUCGGAUGUGACUUCCUAGCAGCCCCAGUUAGCUUGUUCAAACAUGCACCCUUACAUGAAAUGUGGGACAGCACAUUUGAAGGCAUGAAGGUAGAAGUGAAGAAUACGGACUGUGACAACUUUUCGGAGAAGUUGAGUGACUAUUUUUGGGUAGCUUCUGUUUUGAAGGUGAAAGGCUACAUGGGGCUGCUCCGAUACGAGGGUUUUGGGAGUGAUGACUCUAAGGAUUUCUGGGUGAACCUGUGUUGUUCAGAGGUGCACCCUGUAGGCUGGUGUGCCACACGCGGCAAGCCGCUCAUACCACCGCGAAGCAUUGAAGACAAGUACACAGAUUGGAAGAAGUUCCUAGUCAAGCAGCUAACAGGAGCAAGGACCCUGCCAGCUAAUUUUUAUUCAAAAUUGAAUGACAGUCUAGUAUCAAGAUUUUCCAUCGGCUCCAUCAUGGAGGUUGUCGAUAAAAAUAGGAUUUCACAAGUUAAGGUUGCAAGUGUUUGCGAAAUAAUUGGAAAGAGGUUGCAUAUCAAAUACUAUGACAGCUCACCUGAAGACAAUGGGUUUUGGUGUCACGAAGACUCGCCAUUGAUACAUCCAGUCGGAUGGGCGUUCAGAGUUGGUCAUCCUUUAGAUGCGCCGCAAAGUUACUGCCAGAGAGUGGCUGCGGGCCGCCUGUUGCCUAAUGAUACGACCCAGGAGAUGUUUUUCAAAUACCCUUCAAAUGAACCCCCAUUGUUUUCUGAGGGACUAAAGUUAGAAGCGAUUGAUCCAUUGAACCUUUCAGCCAUUUGUGCAGCUACGGUGAUGCAGAUAUUGAAUGAGGGGUAUAUGAUGAUAAGAAUAGAUUGUUACCCUGCCGAUGCCACAGGCGCAGAUUGGUUUUGCUACCAUCAAAGGUCACCGUGUAUAUUUCCUGUUGGAUUUGCCUUGGCCAACAAUAUACCUCUCGUGCCUCCGUCUGGGAUUACGCCAGAAGAGUUCCAUUGGGAGAGGUAUCUAUCAAUGAGUGGGAGCCGCGCGGCCGGGCGGAGUGUGUUCGCGGCGCGCGGCCACGUGGUAUCACACGGUUUCGUGGCGGGAAUGCGGCUGGAGUGUGCCGACCUUAUGGACCCGCGCCUCGUGUGCGUCGCUACCAUCGCCAGGGUCGUUUCCGACUUGCUCAAGGUACACUUCGACGGGUGGGGCGCGGAGUAUGACCAGUGGUUGUGGGCGCACAGCACGGACAUGUACCCGGUGGGGUGGUGCCGCGCGGUGGGCCACCGGCUGGAGGGCCCACUGCAGCCGCCGCCGCGCCAACCGCGCAAGCCGCCCGCCAAGCCCAGCAGGCGACGGCGGAGACCACCGCCGAAAGUAGUGCCUCAACCUCUGAAUUCAACUGAAGACAGUUCUCAGAACUCCGAUAUGGGUGAGGCCAAGAGCUUGUCGCCACCGACGAGCGUGUCUGAGGUGUCAAAUGACGAGCCCCGCGCGCCGCUAGAACCCAUCAAAAUGGAAGUCGACGACGACAAAAACGGAAACGGAAUCGAACAUAGAUCCGAAGAAUCGAAUCCUCCGUUAGAAACGGAUCCGUCGGAAGAGUAUGAAAUGCCCGAAGAAUCGUCAACGGAGCGCUCAGAAGCAUUGGAAUCCGACAAGGUUAUACCUAGACUAGUCAACACCACUGUGCCCUUAGAAGUCCUCAAUACAGUCGACCCAGAGAACUGGACGACGGCAGACGUGGCCAAGUUCUUAACGGUCAACGACUGCCAACCAUAUUGCAUCAAUUUCGCCAACAUAACAGGCCCAAUGAUGCUCCAAUUAUCUAAGGACGAAAUCAUAGAACUCCUAGAAAUGAAAGUAGGCCCUUCGCUGAAAAUAUUCGACCUCAUACAACAGCUCAAAUGCAAAAUAAAACAGCCUCAGUGCAGACUGUUGGCUAGUUUCAAGUAGCUCCAUAAAUUUCUUCCUUGUGUGUUGGUAAAACUGGAAUAUUGGAACGCAAUAUUAUAGUAAAAGGGACCUACGAUAAUACGACCACGGAAUGGAAGAAAGAGGUUGGAAACUGGCAAUGUAUAUUUUAUGUGAUAGGCUGCAAUUUUAUCAUUACUUUUCGUAAGAUACUGCAUACGAAAGUACUUUUAUGAUAAAUAGCCGAUCGUACUAAAGUUUUUAGCAUUCCUGUGAUAAGGAGGGAUCUCCUUGCGUGAUAGUCUAUAUUUGAUUUUUUGCUCUGCAAGAUAUAAUGCACAAUAUCACGGAGCUCCGUGCGGAAGAGUGAAGUGCAAAGUUGAAGUUUGAACUAUUUGCUCAUACUUGUAUGGCGCUCACUUGGCCCUUCCAACUACUUUUUUCUAUUACGUGAUAAGGACAGAUUUUUGCUGGAAGACUGUCUAGUCUUCUGGCAUCUACCAGCCCUCGUAGCAUGAUGCUCGGAUAUCGUGGGUAGAAGUGACUAUAUAUAAAUAAAUACAAAUCUACACACUACACCCGCCUAUUUUAGUACAGCCAUUGUAGAAGGCAUUUUUAACUUAUAAGAUUUGUACAUUAAUUUUGAAGCUUUGCGUGAUCUUCGAUUUUAUUGCUAUCUUAUGCCGCGAGUUAUAUUCGUUUUAUUUAGGAGUUUUAUCGAUUUGGUUUUUAAACUUUCUUCUAUUAUUUGUCUGUAAUCGGUUGAUGUUUUGGCCUGAGCGUUAUUUCACAGUUGGCUCUGCCGUUAUGCACGGCGAUAUGGCUCACCACCUACCACGUUGGUCUAACAGCAAGCAUGUGUACAUAUUUGAUUCAUCUUGUGAUGGAUGUACCUCUGACUAUAUUAAUUCGGAAUACAUAGUCGUGAGCUUAUUAUAUUUUAUUAGACUAUCGGAUCUAAGAAGUGAUCGAGUUUUGUAAAGAGAAUAAUGUAAGCGUAUAACAUUGAUCACUUCGUUGGGUAAGAAAAGAGCGAUUUCUUUUUAAAUAUAUAUUUUCAAUUAUUAAAAACAGUCGCGAAUGAACAGACCCUACGGUGUUUCAGCAUUCGAUGCAAGCCCGAGAAUGACGGAUCCGAACGUGGUCGUAGAACAGUUGCAUGGCAGUUUUUACGCACUACAUUCGAUGUCCGCCAUCACGGACUCUGAAUGUAGUGCAGAAACUCCCUUGAUGGUCUUAAACCUCUUGUGUUAUAGCAUGGUGAGUAGGACAACUGUCAGUAUAGUAUUUUUCUCUCUUUUGUUGUGACAGUUGUCGUCUCUUUCGCACUAGGCUGUACGGUCACGAGCAUUAAUAUGUAUACACUUUGGUACCAUGUCACAUUAACUUUUUUGACAAAUUGAACUGUAAGUCUCACUAAAUGUCAAAUAUGUUAGUGCGACAGAGUCCUAAAGUGGGUACAUUAUAUUGCUCAUGACUGUACUGUACCGUUCUGCUGUCACUACAUGCUAGAGAGAAUUAUAGGCAAUGGUGUCGAUUCAGGCAACGACAAACUUAAUUUGACAGGACUAGGUGCAUCUCUUUCUUGUACGUAUUGUAAGUGAAGGUCAGCAACAAUUUAUAGUUGUCAGACUAAAAUUAGGUUAAGUUUGUGUCCGCCCGAAUAGGCACCAGUAUUAUAUUUCAAUAUUGCGCCUAAGCCAGAACAAAUGAUAAAACCUCAUACGAGAGGCAACAGAAGUUAAUGGCUGCUUUUCGUUGUCACAUACUUAAUAUAAGUUAAGGAUGUUUGCAGUUGUUUUAUCUUUAUCUAUGAAUUAAAUUGUGUUAUGGUAAUGUUUACAAGAGAUGAAAAUAAUGAAAUGGUUCGUAUUUAUCAUUGGCAAUAAGUAUGCUGAUAUUCUAACUUUUAAUAGCUCAUUUAUCAAGUCUGACAGACGAUUUUACCUUUGUUAGAAUUUAAAAAGAAAAAAUGACUAUAAUAAACAACAUCACAAAAAUGGAAUUAAUAAUAAUGUAAACGGAUUCUAAAAUGGACAAUUACAAAACGGUGUAUAAAAUUAGGAACUAGUUUUCAACAGACAUGUUAUUAUCAAAUAAAAUGUAAUUAGCUUUACGUAUUUUGUGAUACCAACCGUAUAAAAGUAAUAAUGUUAUGGUGCUUAGUGAAUGACGGUUUGAUGGGCUUUUCUGGUUCAUUUCUAGCCAACAUUCUCUCUGAUAUUUCGUAGUUUUACAUAUGUCGUUGGAUAGUUACAAAAACGUAAGUCAAGAAUAUGGCCGGGGUAAAAGUUCGUAAAGAUAUUCACAACUUUUCUAUGUUUAUGAUACGUCAACUUUCGUUAUUUAUUUAUAAAUUUAUCAAAGAUGCUUUAGUGCCGGUGUUACAAUACCAUUCGGUUUCGGGGCAAAGCUUCAUCGGUUAUAAAGGUAACUGCUUAUCACCUUAUAGUGAAAACCUCGCAACGGAUACGCUUGGUUCAAUCUUAGUUAGAUAAAGUUCGUAGUCUCGUUUUUAACCCUAUAUUUGUAUAUGUCUCAUUUGAUUUCAGAAGAAUGAGUGGUCAUAGCUUAGCUUAUUAAGCUGUUCUCUGGAAGGACACUACCUGAAACUUUGCUCUUAACAAAGUGAUCAUAGUAGAUACAGAUUGCAGAUAUAGCAAGCAUAAAGAAAUAACCAGGAAUAAAAAUAGCCUGUGCGUUUCAAGGUUUGUUGAAGAAAAUCACAACAGAAA
Molecule: messenger RNA, 5324 nt
Organism: Pectinophora gossypiella (pink bollworm)
Lineage: Eukaryota; Metazoa; Arthropoda; Insecta; Lepidoptera; Gelechiidae
Gene: Sfmbt
Product: polycomb protein Sfmbt
Exons: 10
Coding region: 310-2631 (773 amino acids)
Biological process (GO): regulation of DNA-templated transcription
Cellular component (GO): nucleus
Molecular function (GO): zinc ion binding
Source: RefSeq, a predicted model, not a curated record